Molecule: messenger RNA, 708 nt
Organism: Capsicum annuum
Lineage: Eukaryota; Viridiplantae; Streptophyta; Magnoliopsida; Solanales; Solanaceae
Product: sister chromatid cohesion 1 protein 1-like
Exons: 7
Biological process (GO): replication-born double-strand break repair via sister chromatid exchange; mitotic sister chromatid cohesion; synaptonemal complex assembly
Cellular component (GO): cohesin complex; synaptonemal complex
Molecular function (GO): protein binding; chromatin binding
Source: RefSeq, a predicted model, not a curated record
UCUGCAAAAUGCAAAAUCCCAUCUGUUAUAUAUGGCGGGUGUAUACACAAUACGGUUACGCAUUGCAGACGCACAGGCACUAAACACACGCUAUUUACCUUUUUCACUUUGCAUGUGAUCAUUCUCUCUCUCUCCACCUAUAUAUACAAAACUUUCUCACUUCAAAAUUCUCUGCAAUUUCACUACUGAAAUCUCCUUUUUCACGACGGCAAAAUGUUCUACUCUCAUCAGCUUCUUGCUCGUAAAGCUCCACUCGGCCAAAUAUGGAUGGCGGCCACUCUGCACUCGAAACUCAAUAGGAAAAAGCUUAGUAAACUCAAUAUAAUUAACAUCUGUGAACAAAUAUUAAAUCCAUCGGUCCCAAUGGCUCUGAGGCUCUCUGGAAUUCUCAUGGGUGGAGUAGUCAUUGUUUAUGAACGCAAAGUGAAACUCCUCUACGAGGAUGUGACUCGUCUCAUGGUUCAAAUCAAUGAAGCUUGGAAGGUGAAAGCAACUGUUGAUCCUACGUUGCUUCCCAAGGGUAAAUCUCAAGCCAAACAUGCAUCUGUUACUCUGCCAGAGAAUCAGGAGGAAGAGCUCCCUGAGAUUGAACAGACGCUACGAAAUCCAGACACUGCCACAAUGAUGGAUUUCGAACAAACCUCCUAUUUUGCAAUGGUACAUUAUGGAAAGCACUGCCACCUCCUCAAUCCACGAAAUAACUUCAAA